Molecule: messenger RNA, 351 nt
Organism: Suillus bovinus
Lineage: Eukaryota; Fungi; Basidiomycota; Agaricomycetes; Boletales; Suillaceae
Exons: 4
Coding region: 1-351 (116 amino acids)
Source: RefSeq, a predicted model, not a curated record
AUGCUGUCCAACUUGAAAUACUUCGCUAUCUUGGCUGCCUUUGCCCCUGCAUUUGCAGCCCCCGUUACGGGAGGCGUAGCUGACGUGGUUUCCGUUGAUAACAAUGUUGCCUUGAACUCCAAGCGUGGUUCAAGUUACUCGUAUGAUCAGCUCGAAUCGAUCGUCUCAAACGUAGCAGGCAACACGGGUGUCAGUUUUCCAAACAACAAGCGCUCUGAUGCUGGCCAUUCCGCGGCCGUAGAUACCGUCCUCGAAGAGCUCAAUGACAAACUUCUUGCGCGGGCCAAGUACUCUGAAUAUAGUCUUAGCGAAAUUACCAAUGCACUCGCAACCGUUCUUGCUGACUCCUGA